AUGUCCUCUGCGUACAACACUCCCGUUCCCCUUCAAAGCGUUGCUCCAAAAGGCCGUGAUGUGGCCUUGUCGUUGCCCAAGGGUAAUACGGGCAAGAGUCAAGUACCACUGAGCACUCACCUAGUCGCGGGCGGUACAGCUGGCCUUGCGGAGGCCCUCGUCUGUCACCCGCUAGAUACCGUCAAGGUUCGCAUACAACUGUCCAAAGCGCAAGUUGCUGCCCGAUCCCGAUCCAACGGAUUUUUUGCUACAGGUCGACACAUCAUCUCCCAGGAAGGUCCCCUGAGUCUGUAUAGAGGCCUCGGUGCUGUCGUCAGCGGCAUCGUGCCCAAGAUGGCUAUUCGGUUUGCAAGUUUUGAAGUGUUCAAGUCCUGGCUGUCACAGCCUGACGGCAGCAUCUCGCCCCAGGCAACGUUUCUUGCCGGUCUGGGCGCGGGCGCUAUGGAGGCUGUAGCAGUGGUGACGCCCAUGGAAGUCGUCAAGAUAAGACUUCAAGCCCAGCAUCAGCCUGUCCUGGCCGGUCCAAUGGGCGCCAUGGGAUCCCCUCGAUAUCGAAAUGCCGCCCACGCUGCCUACACCAUCGUUCACCAAGAAGGUCUCGCUACCUUCUACCGCGGUGUCUCUCUGACGGCCUUGCGCCAAGCGACCAAUCAAGGUGUCAACUUUACGGCCUACCAGCAGUUCAAGAGGUGGGCGUUGGACUUGCAGCCUCAGCAUGCAGAGCGGGGUUUGCCUAGUUGGCAGACCAUGUCGUUGGGGCUGGUCAGCGGUGCUAUGGGACCAUUUUCGAAUGCGCCGAUAGACACUAUCAAAACUCGUAUACAAAAGGCGACCAAGGUCAAAGGCGAGACUGCCCGUUCGCGGAUGAUCAAAGUGACCUCUGAAAUGUUCAAGCACGAGGGUGUCAAGGCGUUCUACAAGGGCAUCACUCCUCGUGUUCUUCGAGUCGCUCCGGGGCAGGCCAUCGUUUUCACCGUUUAUGAGCGCGUCAAGAAGCUCAUUGACUAA
Messenger RNA from Cryptococcus amylolentus CBS 6039, 1008 nucleotides. RefSeq lists its product as hypothetical. The transcript has 7 exons. NCBI's taxonomy places the organism in Eukaryota, Fungi, Basidiomycota, Tremellomycetes, Tremellales, Cryptococcaceae. The record is from RefSeq and is a predicted model, not a curated record. The coding region runs from base 1 to 1008 and encodes 335 amino acids. Gene Ontology annotation, biological process: fumarate transport; transmembrane transport; succinate transport.